Messenger RNA from Phascolarctos cinereus (koala), 1713 nucleotides. Its product is annotated as peroxisomal trans-2-enoyl-CoA reductase-like. Gene Ontology annotation, molecular function: 2,4-dienoyl-CoA reductase (NADPH) activity. Gene Ontology annotation, cellular component: mitochondrion. Gene Ontology annotation, biological process: fatty acid beta-oxidation. The record is from RefSeq and is a predicted model, not a curated record. NCBI's taxonomy places the organism in Eukaryota, Metazoa, Chordata, Mammalia, Diprotodontia, Phascolarctidae.
ACUUAGCUUCUUCUGCGGGGCACCCUCCGUGGCAGCAUGUCACCUUCUGAGCGUCUGGUCCUGGUGCUGGGAGGAGCUGGGACCGUGGGCUCUGGGAUUGUGAAGUCUCUCCUGGAGAAAGGGUUCCAGGUUGCUGUUAUCUCCCGGGAUGCCACACGCCUGGAGAAGCUUCGGAACUUCGUACCAGCAGAAGCCCGCAAUAGCCUGUUCACUGUGGUUGGGGAUGUGGGCACCGAGGAGGGAGCAGAAGCAGCAAAGGUGUCCCUGCUAGAAGGAGGCAGGAAGGUCACAGAUGUGGUGUCCUCUUUGGGUUUCAGCUGGUGGCAAGGAGGGGCGCCCCAUACCCAGAGCCUGCAGGAGCUACAGUGGGUCCUGGAGACCUUGCUCCUGAGUACCUUCACUGCCUGGAAAGCCUUCUUUCCUCUGGUCUGGGAGAACCCUGGAGGCUCUUACACCUUCAUCACAGGGAGUGCGGGAGACCGUCUGCUCAGGCCAGGCACAGGCUUCCUGACGCUGGGGGCCUCAGGGGCCCUGGCCUUCAGCAGGGUGGUCCGUGAGGAAUACCCUGAUGUACCCUGUAAGCUGAAUGAGGUGAAGAUCAAUAUGGGAGUCGCACUCCCUGAAGCUCUGGGGCCUGGCUACAUCAGCCACCUGGAGGUGGGCCAGGCUGUGGCCUCUCUGGUGGAUAAGCUUGCCGUCUCACACUCUGUGCUGUGUGUAGACUCCCCUGCUGACCUCCAGGUCUUGAUCUCAGAUGGGAAACUGUGACUCCUACCCUUUCCCAGGAAGCAUGCACCCAUCUGCAGCUGGCCACCAUCAACAACCCUACCCAUUUCUCCUCUCUAAGGAGCUUCCUUUUUGGGGUUGAGGAUGCUUCUAAAAGCUCUCCUGAGCCUGAGCCAUCCCUAUAUUGAACCUCCUGUUUUCUGUAUCACUUCUUACUAUCCAAAACCUUUCCAGGUGGGGCCCCAGGUGAGACCUGUCCUUUCUCCUGGGAAUGGUGGGCUGGUUUGAGGAAGAAGGCAACAAGCUGAAUGGCUUGCACACAGACACAGAGCCUUGCUACAGCAGGGAAAGGGCAGGAGCUAGAACGUCAGCCUAGAACUUAGAAUGUCAACAUUUCUGAGGCCCAUUGCAUUGGGCUAUGUGGAAGAAAGGCUCAGGUGCCCUGGUCUUUGCUCUUGGUAAGAAAGGAUGCACAAUAGAAGAAGCUAACUCUCACAUGCCCAGCCAUUUUGGUCUGGAACUCAUGGUGACCCCAGGGUCUUGGGGGGAGGGUGGGGAUAGGAGGACAGAAAGGGACCAUGAGACAGUGAAGCCUGGGGCUUGUCCCCCCAAUCUGAAUCUGGACUCACACAGUACCAGAGUAUUUACCAACAAGUAGCAUAUGCAGGCAUCUGAACCUCACCUCCUCUCCCUGACUCCUAUCCCAGGGAGCCAGAGAUCAGAGACACAGGGUAAGAGCAGCUGAAAAGAUGAGAAACAUAGAGAAUGCUUCUCCCACACCAUCAGCCCCUGGAAAGGAGUCCUUAGCUAGUCCUAAUUGCCUUCCCCCCCAUCCACCUCUCUUCUAUUCCCAAUGCCUUCCACUUCUUAGAAUACUUAACCAAGGCUAGAGUGGAUAAUAUCACCAACCCACCUUGUCACCCCCUAAUGCCCAAUAUUUCUCCCAAUCACUUUGUUCUCUUUUAAUAAAAUUUGUACAAAUUCCAA